GCCGGGCUGGAGGAGGGGCGCAGGCCGGCGUGUGCUCCGCGCGUCCCCACCGCAGGCUCCCCGUCCCCGCCGUGCGCUCCCUCCGGUCCGGAGGCUGCGGGCCCCGCUCGGGAGCCGUCUCCCCACGCGCCCGCCCCAUGGCUUCGCCGGAGGACCCUCUGCGCGCAGGUCACAUGGCCGAGGAGCCCGUGGAAGACACGGACCCCAGCACUCUGUCCUUCCACGUGUCAGACAAAUAUCCUAUUCAAGAUACGGGACUCCCUAAAGAGUGUGAUCCAGUCCCUUCGAACGGCCCAACAAAUUCUGAUGUGCACCAUCAGGGAGAAGAGAAUGGCUUUGCAGACAGUCCCGGAGACCCCCUCGCAGACGUAAGCAAGGUCGUCAGCAAGGCUGAGUCCUGCCGGGAGGACUGCACCUGCUCCGCCUGCUCGCUCCGGGCCCCCACCAUCAGUGACCUGCUCAACGACCAGGACUUGCUGGACGUGAUCAGGAUCAAGCUGGACCCCUGGCACCCCACCAUCAAGAACUGGAAGAAUUUUGCCAGCAGGUGGGGCAUGCGCCAUGACGAGCUGAACUUCCUGGAGCAGCGGCCCCAGAGCCCCACCCUGGAGUUCCUGCUCCGCAACAGCCAGCGGCCGGUGGGCCAGCUCGUGGAGCUCUGCCAGCACUACCACCGCGCCGACGUGGAGCGCGUGCUGCGCAGGUGGGUGGACGAGGAGUGGCCCAAGAGGGCACGCGGAGACCACCCCAGGAACGUCUAGGCCUCCACUCCUCGCCUUGGCCAAUUUGGACCUUGAAACAGCCCCAGACCAGGGAGCAAUGUGAAUCUGUUCCUUUUUAUUUUUUUAAAUAAUAUAUUUUUAUUGAUUUCAGAGAGGAAAGGAGAGGGAGAGAAAAAUAUCCAUGAUGAGAGAGGAUCACGGAUCGGCUGCCUCCUGCACGCCCCCUACUGGGGAUGGAGCCCGCAACCCAGGCGUGUGCCCUGACCGGGAAUCGAACCCUGACCUCCUGGUUCAUAGGUGGACGCUCAACCACUGAGCCACACCGGCCGGGCUGUGUUGCUCACUUUGGAGCCGUUCACUCGUUUCUCGAGUCAGAUUCCCUCUGUGUGCCCCCGGCCUUCUCUCUCCCAGCCUCAGGCCAACAGCUGCUUCCAUUUUGCACCGACAGAUGCAGAGUCAAUGUGUGGGCUUGCCUUUCAUAGUUAAUCACACUUCGGUUUUCUACCCUUGUCACCGAAACUACACAAUGACAUGGGCCCAAAGAAUUGAUGAGGUCGUUCUCUUUGCUCUGUGGGGGUUCGAGCUCCCUCCAGCACCCCCCCCCCCCCCAACCCUGUGCACGCCCUAUAAACGCAGGGAGGCAGGUCUCUCUCCCCUUGUGUUUAGAGAGCAUCCAGGCGGAGAUGCUCAGCCACAGGCUGGAUCUGCAGGAGCUCCAGGUGAGUGGGUGCCACACCUGGUGGUACCACUAGGGGGAGCCCCUAGAGGGACUCACCGCUAAAUGAAGACAGCCUAAAUGCCUCCCAGAAAUCAACCCUUUAUUUGCAUUAAGGGGCAGCCUGACAGGACUGCUUUUGGAAAUGGAGAAGGGGGUGGCUUCCCACGGCUCCCUAAGCCGAGCCAUGUUCUUCUGUUGUCUGUGACACCCGGUGACCAUCUUCCUGGGAGGCCUCCUGGGUGACGCGUCUUCCGCCAUCACAGGCAAUGCUUUGAAACGACUGGAUUUUGGUGAGACUCUGUGUUGAUCUAUCUGAAGGGUGUACUUGUGAAGCCGCCUUCCUUUUGGUCUCCUGUUUCAACACGCGUUUAUAUGUUUCUUAGAAAUAAAGAUUAUUUUUACCUAGAUUAUAAUGGGUGCUACAAAAUUAAAGGUGGAUGCCAACCACUAUCUGUAAUGGGU
This is a messenger RNA of Myotis myotis, 1902 nucleotides long. It is a transcript of the gene EDARADD, whose product is annotated as EDAR associated death domain. The coding region runs from base 138 to 761 and encodes 207 amino acids. The record is from RefSeq and is a predicted model, not a curated record. The transcript has 6 exons. Gene Ontology annotation, biological process: signal transduction. Gene Ontology annotation, molecular function: protein binding. Lineage: Eukaryota; Metazoa; Chordata; Mammalia; Chiroptera; Vespertilionidae.